This is a messenger RNA of Sinocyclocheilus rhinocerous, 9337 nucleotides long. RefSeq names its product multiple EGF-like-domains 8 (gene megf8). Lineage: Eukaryota; Metazoa; Chordata; Actinopteri; Cypriniformes; Cyprinidae. The record is from RefSeq and is a predicted model, not a curated record. Bases 506 to 9148 code for a protein of 2880 amino acids. The transcript is spliced from 44 exons. Gene Ontology annotation, molecular function: protein binding; calcium ion binding.
AGACAACCAUCUGGAAGCACACACACACAUCCCCAGUUAACAAACUCAAAUGCCCUGCACGAUUCAAGACGCGUCUUGGAUAUCAGGGAACAAACGCACAAGGCUGAUGUUGUAACAGUUAUUGCUUGGAUUUAGCAAGACGUUGUAACAGAGAGGACGCGCACGUUAUUCUUGAUAACAUCUAGAGAUGUUUUGUAAAUAAAGGCAUCCUGUGAGCGGAGCUCGAGGCCUUUGAUUCCAGCAGCGCACUCACACAUCAUCUUCCGCGGUGGUCUCGAGCUUUAAACCGCCGCUGGGCUCAGCAGCCGCAGCACAACAAUAGCAGCAGCGAUACUGGGGCGUUGCUUAACGCGUCUUUUUAUUAUUAUACCUGAUACAGGAUGUAAGUUACGAAAACCUCUAUGCUUUAGAAACAUGGAGACCAAGACUCGGGAAUUGGUCUCCAUACUGUGAGCAAGUCCAACCACCCUCCAGUAGUUUCUCCAUCUUUUUCUCAAUUUACCCUAUGUGGGUGGAGGACAGGAUGACUUCUCACAUCCCGACUGUCCUGCUGCCUGUCUUGAUGGUUCUGAUACCUGCUACCUGGGCAGGAGACUGUAAGGGCCAAAGACAGAUUUUGCGGGGUGUCCCAGCAUAUGUCACAGAUGGACCGGGAAACUACUCUGUGAAUGGGAACUGCGAGUGGCUUAUCAAGGCUCCCAGCAGAAACCAUCGCAUUGUGCUUAACUUCACGUUUAUGGAGACCGAGUGCACCUAUGACUAUCUGUUUGUCUAUGAUGGUGAUUCCUACCAGAGCCCCCUACUGGCAAGUUUAAGUGGCACCACUCUACCACAACCAAUUGAGGCCAAGUCUGGUAAGAUGUUGCUCCAUCUCUUCAGCGACGCCAACUACAACCUGUUGGGCUUCAAUGCCACCUACACGUUUUCAGUUUGCCCUGGGGACUGCGGUGGUCACGGGCGCUGUGACGUAGCUACUGCCCGCUGUCAGUGUCAUCAAGGGUGGGGAGGAAUGGACUGCAGUACCUCUCUCUGCUCCCAGGUCUGCACACAACAUGGCCAUGGUCAUUGUGAUAAGAGGGGUGAGCAUUGUAUCUGCAGCCCUGGCUUUGUGGGACAGAACUGUCAGCUGGGUCUCCGGGACAACAGUGGCGCAGGGCAGUGGUGGGAGGUGAGCCCAGGUGAUGUUAAAGCAGUCCCUCGCACCGCCUCUGCUGGGGUUUACCUGGCUUCCACUGGAGCAAUGUACAUGUUCGGAGGGUUUGAUCUGAAUAGAGCACUGGAGGACCUUGUUGUUUACAAUUUUUCGACCAAUAAUUGGGAACGGAGAUCAUAUUUAUACAGUCCAGCUCCUCGACAUUCCCACACAGCAGUAGAAUGGCAAGGCAACAUGGUCAUCUAUGGCGGUGAGCUUGCCAACCACUCAUUGGCCAGUGAUGUCUGGGUGUACCGUGCACAGCAAGAUGACUGGCAGCAGCUAGGCCAAUCAAACGCUCCAGGGGCACCAAGGCUGGCAAAUCAUGCAGCAGCAAUAGUAGACAACUAUCUGUAUGUUUUUGGGGGAAGGACAGAGGAGGACAUGUUCUCCUCAUCACUGUACCGGUUCCGGUUGUGGGAUGGAGUGUGGGAAGCAGUUCAGCCUACAGGCGGAAAACCACCUGCUACUGCAGGGCACAGCAUGGUCUACCAUGCCCCUUCCAAAACACUGCUGGUAUACGGAGGACACAGACCUACCACAGCUAGGUUCAGUGUGCGUGUGAAUUCAACUGAUGCUUUCCAUGUUGAGAAACGGUUUUGGACAUCCUUCCGUUCACGUUUUCCUGCCAGUGGCCCAAGGGAGAGAGCAUUCCACUCUGCCACCAUCAUCGGCAACUACAUGGUGGUGUACGGAGGGAAUGUUCAUAUCCACUACAUGGAAGAGAAGUGCUAUGAUGAGGAGAUCUUUUUCUAUCAUCUUGGUUGCCAUCAGUGGGUGUCUGUUGGAGAGAACCUCAGUCAGCGAGGUGGGUCAGUGAGGGGCCGAUAUUCCCAUGUUGCUGCUGUCAUGGAGGGACGAGUGCUGCUAGUUGCUGGCGGUUACUGUGGGGUUGCCCGUGGUGACCUUGUGGCGUAUAAAGUACCGCUGUUUGUAAGCAGUGACCCAGGAGACAGGGACACAGUAUGCGCUGAAGCUCCAGAUGAAAGCUUGUGCCUCAAGAAUCCAGAGUGCAGUUGGUGUGAGGGUCGCUGCCGGGAGUACCAGCCCACCAACCCGUGUGGCAGCACGGGAUGUCUGGGCCUGGCUCGUUUUUUGUCGGACUGCCAGUCGUGUCUGGUGUUCAGUGGGGUGCCAAACUCUCUGCCACGAGUUUCUGGGGUAUUCGGCUGGUGUGUGCAGAAUGAGUCCUGCUUGCCUGUUUCAGAGCGCAGUGCAUGCCGCGUGGACCAGAUCUCUGGGGCGUACGGCUGGUGGGGGGAGCGCACGCGUUUCCUCACCUCCCUCCCCUCCUGUCGCACCGAGAACUAUGUCCCGGGACUGCACCUGCUCACCUUCCAGCAUCCACGCAAUCAGUCACAGCCUGACAAGGUAUCUAUCCUGCGCAGUACCUCCAUCAUCCUCAAUCCCUCUACAGAGAUGGAUGUGACACUGCAGUUUCGGGGUUUCAUUCAUCCCUUAUGGGGCGCCACUCCUGCAGCGCCACCUCAGGAAACUGUUGCCAUGUGGGCUCGAAUUCAGAAGCUCCACUUUACUGCUCAGAUGGCUUCUGGACCCAACUCCCUUCAACUGACGGAUGUGCUGGGAAGGUGGUCCGCUCAGGAGGAGAAGGAGAUCCGUAUGCUAUCUCGGCCGGAUGGUUCCCGUCUGUUCCAGAAUCUUACACGAGGAAACUGGUACCUGAUCCAGGCGGAGGGCUACCUUAAUAACUCCGCAUCAGGACAGACUAGUGAGAUGGCUCUUACCUGGAACCGCACAGCUUUACCUGGCGGCAGCGAGAUUUCUUUCCUGUUCCUGGAACCCUUCCGCUCCAAUUCGUGUUCAGAGUACCGCUCAUGUUCGGCCUGUCUGUCUGAUCAGUCGUGUGGCUGGUGUACCACCAUGAACCUGUGUUUUCUGCGCUCUGACAUCAAUCAGCAGCCCUGCAUAGACUCGCAGGGAGAAGAGCGCCACCUACUGCUCAACCCUCAGCAUUGCACACUGUGUGAGGAGUAUAGAGACUGUGCCGCUUGCACUCAGGACCCCUACUGUGAGUGGCAGAUCAACUCCAGCAAGAAGGGAGAUUAUCUGUGCAGUCGCCGUGGGAGAUUGGAGGGGUCUAUCCGGGAACCAGGAGGGUGUCCUAAAGUUUGCAACCAGAGGUUGACGUGUGGAGAAUGUUUGUCUAACUCCAGUCAGUGUGCAUGGUGUGAAUCAGCUCAGUCCUGUUUCUACUUUGCUGCGUACCUCACAAAGUUUCCCUAUGGAGAGUGCAGGGACUGGUAUGACAGUGUUCACUCUGUCCCUCAGUGUAAGCAGUGCGCUGCUCUUGCAACCUGUUCAGAGUGUCUGCAGACGUUUCAGUGUGGCUGGUGUGGAGACUACAACAACCCCACUAUCGGCAGGUGUUUGAGAGGUGACUGGGGUGGAAUGGAUGACCCCUUGGCUGUUAACUGCAGCAUGGCUGUAGCUGAAGUGAAAGCCAGCAGCCCUGAGCCUCAAACUUUAUCGCCCCCUCGGUUGAUGGAGCUUGAGAUGGAGAUGGAGUUGGAGCUGGAGCUUCUGGAAGGGAUGGAAGGAGACGGAGACGCCGUUUGGUCCUACCCAUCCUGUCCGGAUGUGGAGGAGUGUCGCUUGGGCUUGCAUACCUGCCAUCCCUCUGCUACCUGCGUCAACACCCCAACCUCCUACGAGUGUCACUGUGAGAGGGGCUUCCAAGGAGAUGGAGUUCACCACUGCAACCAGACAUGUUAUAACGAGUGCCGCCAGGGCCGGUGCAGCGGGAGUCCUCGGUUUGAGUGCGAGUGCUCUUUGGGUUGGACCUCUGAUCCAGCCACUCUGGUGCUGAGCGGAGUAGAGUGUGAUGUGGAUUGUGGAUGUAACUUUCACAGCACUUGUAUUACGGCUCCAGGGAUCUGUGACCAGUGCCAGGACUGGACAACAGGGCCGCACUGCGAGCACUGCAAGCCUGGUAGUUUUGGCUCUGCUUUGGCAGGGGGUGAAGGCUGCAUUCCCUGUCAGUGUAAUGGCCAUGGUGAUGCUCUACAAGGAUUCUGCCAUAACCAGACCGCCCAGUGCUACUGUACCCACCACACCCAAGGCCCACACUGUGAGUCUUGCCUGCCCGGAUACUAUGGAGACCCCAGGAACAAUGGCACCUGUUUCAGGCAGUGUCAAGGUCGCUCUGUUCUGCUUUCCUCUUCCUCUUCUGUACCCCUUUCCCUCUCCUCCUCUCUGGGGUGGCAUGGAGCAGUCGGUGGCCAUGGUGGGCUCUCUCAUUGCCUGUGGGUCCUCUCUGUGUCCCAGGAUUUGGCACCAUGCAUGCCAGGGCAGUCAUGCCCACCCGUGGCCCUGACCUGGCACCCAGAUUCACAUACACAGUGCACAAACUCAUAUGUUUAUGUAUUUGAUGGCUUGCCACGAUUCCUCAGCAACGGUGUUGUGCACUCUGACCACAACCUUAUUGGAGCAUUUUGCGGCACAACGAGAAUGGAGCCAGUUACUGUUGAGGCUACAUCAGGGGUGGUAUCUGUGUAUUUUGAGGCAAAUGUUACCUCAGGACGUGCUCAGGGUUUUAAUGCCUCAUUCUGGGUGAAGCGAUGUGGAAAUGGAAGUUCUGGAGAGGGUACAGCCAUCUCACUCGAGUGCCAGGCAGGAGCUCAGUGCGUAAAUGGGCUCUGUGAAUGUCCCCAUGGUUUUGGUGGUCCACAAUGUGACCGUCCUGUCUGCCCAGGGAAUUGUGGAGCAGAGGAAGGCAGAGGCAUUUGCAACAUGACCCUUGGCCUGUGUGUGUGUAUAGAAGGCUGGGCUGGAUCAGACUGUUCUUCUAUCUCAGACUCGGACAGCUUGGUUUGGGAAACACUGCUUGACACUCAGCUGUCUGUGAAUAAGGCACACAGGUUCCUCCAGAGGAUGGGUCACUCUCUGGUGUCUGGGCCACAGGGCACUCUUUGGAUGUAUGGAGGCCUCUCACUCUCAGAGGGCAUCCUGGGAAAUGUUUACAGGUAUUCCGUGGCCGAUCGUCGCUGGACUCAAAUGUUGACCAGUUCAGUAGAGGAUAAUUCAAUGCCCCUGUCCCGAUACCAUCAUGCUUCUGCUCUGGUGUAUAAUCAUGACCCAUUUUCUGGCUCCCAAGCAGCCACUCACAGUUUAAUGUUUGUGGUUGGUGGGGUCACAAAGAAAGGUGUUGCAAAUGACACAUGGUGUCUGAACCUCAGCAGUCUGGUGUGGAAGCAGUAUAAGAGCUCAGUGCUUCCCCCUGUGGCUGGACACACUCUAACUGUGCGAAGAGGCUCAUCUGUGCUGCUGAUUGGAGGUUACUCACCAGAGAAUGGCUUUAAUCAUCAUUUGCUGGAGUUUAGUCCUCAGUCUGGGAACUGGACUAUAGCUCCACACACUGGAACACCCCCUACAGGUCUUUAUGGCCACUCAGCAGUUUAUCAUGAACAGACUGAUGCUGUGUACGUGUUUGGUGGUUACCGUUUCCACGUUGAAGCUGUAGAACCUUCAGGAGAACUUUACAGUCUUUAUUACCCCAAUCUUACUUGGUCUUUACUGGUGCCCUCUCAGGGAAACAAGCCUCUCUCUCGUUUCUUCCAUGCGGCGGCUUUAGUGAAGGACACCAUGGUAAUUGUUGGAGGCAGGACAGGGGAAGAGGAUUACAGCAACACAGUUUCUCUCUAUCAGAUCAGCUGUAACACAUGGAUACAGCCAGUGUCCUCGGUGGGUGAACCUGUAAACCGUUCAGUUUCCUUGGCUAUGACUGGGUGGGGUGGUCGCCUGUUCCUGUCUGGAGGUUUUAACGGAGUGACGCUGGGGCGACUUUUGACUCUUUCCUUGCCCAGUGACCCCUGCAUCCUGCUGCCCACCCCCGAGGCCUGUAACAGCAGCACUGGUAGCUGUGUGUGGUGCAGAGGUACCUGUGCUUCAUCAGACACUGCAGAAAGAUUGGGUUGUGCGAUUGGACAGUCUACCUGUUCUCCUACUCCUCGUUCCCCUGAUCAGUGCCGCCGACUCAAGACCUGCAGCGAAUGUCUGGCCCGCCAUCCUAAAACAUUUUCCAGCCCUAUGCAGCCUGCUCUGCAGUGUAAGUGGUGCACAAACUGUCCUGAGGGAGCAUGUAUCAGCAGCUCAGUAAGUUGCACAUCGGAGCAUGACUGCAGGAUAAACCAGAGAGAGAUCUUCCUCUCUAGUAACUGCACUGAGACCAGCUGUGAGGCUUCUGACUGCCCCAAAUGCACAGCUUCUGGGAAAUGCAUGUGGACACGCCAGUUCAAACGCACAGGUGAGACCAGGCGUAUCCUGAGUGUGAACCCAACUUACGACUGGACGUGUUUCAGCUAUGCCUUGCUUAACGUGUCUCCCAUGCAAGUGGAGUCCUCUCCACCAAUGCCUUGCCCUGAACCCUGCCAUGAAAUCAAAACCUGCAGCCAGUGUUUAAGCUCCCGUGGCUCUGAUGGAGGUUGGCAGCGCUGUGUAUGGAGCAUGGCACUGCAGCAGUGUAUGAGCCCCUCCUUUGUUCCAUUGCGCUGUGAGGCGGGUCAGUGUGGCCGUUUGCUUGCGGAUGAAGAUUCCUGCUUUCCCCAGUGUUUCCAGCUCUCUCAGUGCUCCCUGUGCAUUUCCAGGCCACAGUGUGGCUGGUGUGCUGUCCGUGGUGGAAAUGGGGCAGGACACUGUAUUCAGGGAGGACUGAAUGGUGUGAGUGUAGCUUUGUGCCCACAGUGGAACAGUAGCUGGUCCUUCCUGCACUGCCCAGAGGAGGACGAGUGUGCCAAUGGACACCACCACUGUAACGUCACUCAGGACUGCCAUGAUCUGCCUGAAGGCUACCACUGCACCUGCAGACAGGGCUACGUACUCAGCAGUGUGACGGGUCAGUGUGAGCCAGUGUGCGCUCAAGGCUGUGUUAAUGGGACCUGUGUGUCCCCAGGAGUCUGUCAGUGUCACUUUGGGUUUGUUGGAGAGAACUGCUCCUCACAGUGCCGCUGUAAUAAACACAGUAACUGUAAAAGCAUCUCUCAGCUGGACACCUGUCUAGAGUGCAAGAAUAACACAAAGGGUCAGCACUGUGAAAAGUGUAAGCCCUUGUUUGUGGGCUCAGCUGUGGGAGGUGGGAUGUGUCGCCCCUGUCGUGAAUUCUGCAGAGGAAACAGUGACAUAUGUCUGUACAAAGAGGAGCAUCGGAGGGCAAUGGAAAAUCCAAAAGACUAUCCUCUGGACCGUGAGAGUAUCGAACAAUGGGCUACAGAGGGCCCUACUGAGGACAAUGCUAUGUGUGUGAGCUGUCAGAACAACAGUGUGGGGGAUAAGUGCGAGAGCUGCCUCAGUGGCUACUUCCUGCUGCAAGGGAAGUGUGAGAAAUGUCAGUGUAAUGGCCAUGCAGACACCUGUAAUGAACAUGAUGGCACUAGCUGUCCCUGCCAGAACAACACUGAAACUUCAUCCUGUCUGAGCAGCCCACAGAAUGACCGUAAAGAGUGUUACAGACAACAGUGUGCAAAGUGCAAAGAUUCAUUCAAUGGCAAUCCAGUUAAUGGGCGGCAAUGCUAUCGGCAGUUCAAUGUGGACAAUGAAUGCUGCUUCGACCCCACAUCACAGGUCAACUGCUUCCAUGAGCCUAACAUCCGCAAUCUGCUCAGGGGCCGCACAGUGUUCUUUUCGGCCCAGCCCAAGUUUACUAACGUGGAUAUCCGCGUCACCAUCGACGUUACGUUUGGAGAGGUUGAGGUCUAUGUGUCCAACUCACAUGACACCUUCAUUGUGGAGGUAGACCGCCAGACCGGUGUGCAUACCAUCAAGAUCGAGGACGAGACCACCUCUGCGACCACUUCGCGGGGAGAAAAGGAGGUUCCUCUCGCCCCACCGUCACCCAUGAAGGUGUUUGCGAACUCCUCAUCAGCAUUACUUGGCACGCUACUGUCCACAAAGUCGCAUGGGACAGAACGUGAGAUACGGGAAGAACGAACUGAAGGUCUCAUAACCUACAUCACCGUAUGGAAGCCACAGACGGUGUUGAUUGUACGCGGCGUACGGGACCGUGUGGUCAUCACCUUUCCGCACGAAGUGCACUCUCUCAAGUCCAGCCGCUUCUAUAUUGCCCUGCAUAGUGUGGGCACGGAUACCCAUAACGGAGAGUCCCAAGGCCUCCUCUUUCUACGACAGGACCAGGCCCACAUUGACCUCUUUGUCUUUUUCUCCGUCUUCUUCUCCUGCUUCUUCCUCUUCCUGUCCAUCUGUGUGCUGCUCUGGAAAGUCAAGCAGUUCUUAGACUUCCGCCGUGAGCAGCGACGCCACAUUCAAGAGAUGACCAAGAUGGCCUCUCGCCCAUUCGCUAAGCUCACCGUCUACCUAGAGCCUGAGGAGCCGCAGCUGGUUUACUUACCCUCGGCCGGAGGGGGCAGCACCGUGUCCCUGGCCCACGUCCGGACAGGCAAGCUUGGUGGCAUGGUGAUGGGUCAGAGGGGACGACCCGGGGCUCUGUCCUACAAACAUGACCCCGGCACAGGCACUGUCACUCACCACCACCACCACCACCAUCUCGCUCUGAGCGGAGGCAACAACGGGCAGCACCUUCCCCUGCACUACCUGAAUGCUCACCACUACGCACCGAGCUCUACGGCCAACCCGACCUCGCAUCACCACCACCAUCAUCCGUCCUCACACGGCAGCUACCAGCAUUUCUGCCGCUCCGACCCCUUCCUAUCCCAGCUCAUGGGAUUUUCAUACUCCUCCUUCAAAGUUGGGCCAAUCACUCUGGAGCCCACAGACGACGGGAUGGCAGGGGUGGCCACUGUGCUCAUACAGCUGCCAGGAGGCAUCCUUGCUCCCAACCGGGCUUGCUUGGGUUCGGCGCUCGUCACUUUACGGCAGAAUUUGCAGGAGUACUGUGGACACGGAGGAGCAGGAACACAUCCCGGCGCCGGGGGUGGCCGAAAAGGCUUGAUGGGCCAUCAGCAUCUAACCACCAUGGCUAUGUGAAGAGAACAUAUGGAAUUGAGUAGGAAAAAGUGACUGAAAAGGAAAAAACAAUCAAGAGAGUUUUAAUGAGAGAGAACAGGAAGGAAAAAGGAAGUUGCAGAGAUGUUAAAGGGGAUAGUCCACUGAAAAAAUUAAAAUUGUGAUCAUUUACACACCCUCAUGUCGUUCCAAACAUGUAUGACUUUCUUC